AUGGACAAGUUCAUAAUUCGAAGACCCGCAAAAAGGUCGAAGGCCGAAGCCAAUUCUGAAGAGGAAGGAGAGAAUAUUCCUAAAACGCGAGUACCGAAGAAAGCAAAACUUGAAAAGAAGAUGCUAGUCAAAAAAGUAGUCACGCGAAAAGGCAAACAAGUUUCAAAAAAAUCAAAGAAUGACGAAGGGGAAGAAAUCAACCAAGAUAAAGAACUUGAAGAGGCUAUGGAAGAGGAUGAAGCCGAGGAAGACGAAAAAGACCUGGCCAUUAAAAUUGCAAAUGGGAACGCAUUGAAUAAUAAUAAGAGUUUCAAUUGGAAAAAAGGCGAACCUGUCCCUUUUACCGCGUUAUGUAAAACCUUUGAAGCAAUUGAAAAAGAAACAAAACGAUUGGUCAUACAGGAAUAUUUGAUGACAUUUCUUAAAAACGUGCUCGAAUUAACUCCUGACAAUUUACUACAAACAUUAUAUUUAUGCUUGAAUCGCAUAUGUCCAGAAUAUGAGAAUUUAGAAUUGGGAGUUGGGGAAGGUAUUUUGAUGAAGGCGAUUGCGGAAUCUACGGGAAGAAAUUUAGCUUCCAUUAAGAAAGAUAUGAAAACAUUAGGAGAUCUAGGAUCGGUUGCAAAGGCUAGUAAACAAUCUCAAUCUACUUUAUGGACGCCGAAGGCUUUAACUAUCCCGAGUGUCUUCAAUAAAAUGAAAGCAAUCGCUAUGACUACUGGGCAAGACUCGCAAACCAGGAAACUUGGUGAGAUCCAAGGACUUCUUUCUGCAUGCACAACCGGAGAAGAAGCCAAAUUUUUGACCAGGUCGUUAGAAGGAAAACUUCGUAUUGGCUUAGCCGAGCAAACGGUUUUGAUCAGUCUUGCUCAAGCUAUUUUAUUGAAGGAUCCUCAAUAUCAAAAAUUAUCAAAAUCUGCCAAAGCGUCCGAACUUGCAGAAGCACCAAAUAUCCUAAAGGCAGUUUAUAGUGAAGUACCAUCAUACGAUAUUGUUGUUCCCAAAUUGUUAGAAUUUGGUGUGAAGGGAUUAAGGAAGAAUUGUAAAUUGACACCAGGGAUACCCGUAAAACCAAUGUUGGCGCAUCCAACAAAAAGUAUCACCGAAGUUCUAGAUCGCCUUGAAGGCCACAAAUUCACUUGUGAAUUUAAAUAUGACGGGGAAAGAGGACAGAUUCAUAUACUUGAAAAUGGUACAAUGAAAAUUUAUAGCCGUAAUCUAGAGGAUAAUUCACAAAAAUUUCCAGACAUCCUUGAAAAGAUUCCAAAGGCCCUCAAACCAACUACCAAGUCAUUUGUGAUCGAUUGUGAAGUGGUAGCAUGGGAUAGUGAAAGUCAUUGUAUUCGUCCUUUCCAGAUUCUAAGUACCCGGAAAAGAAAAGAUGUAAAAGAAGAAGAUAUCAAAGUCACAGUUUGUGUUUUUGCCUUUGAUAUUUUAUAUUUAAAUGGAGAGUCGUUAUUACAAAAACCACUUUCUGAACGCCGACAAAGUUUGUACGAUGCAUUUCAACCUGUAAGGGGAGAAUUUGCUUUUGCACAUCAUAUGGACGCUACGAAUAUUGAAGAGAUUCAGGUAUUUUUAGAUGAAAGUGUCAAAGACAAUUGUGAAGGAUUAAUGGUGAAGAUAAGCGAGGGUCCAGAAUCCACUUAUGAGCCUUCUAAAAGAUCAAGAAAUUGGUUGAAGCUCAAAAAAGAUUACUUGUCCGGUGUUGGUGACUCUUUGGAUCUGGUUGUGAUUGGGGCUUAUCUUGGACGUGGCAAACGUACAAAAUUAUACGGCGCAUUUCUUCUCGCGUGUUAUGAUCCCGACAAUGAAGAGUACCAAGCAAUUUGUAAGAUAGGAACCGGUUUCUCUGAUGCAACUCUCGAAGAACACUACAAGUUCUUGAAAGAGCAUGAAAUUGAAGCACCGAAAUCUUAUUACAAUUACGAUAAGAACACCAAACCGGAUGUAUGGUUUGAACCUUGCCAGGUUUGGGAAGUUCUCGCUGCAGAUUUGAGUAUUUCUCCUAUUUAUAAGGCUGCUGUCGGUGUGUGUGACCCCACUAAAGGAGUAUCUCUACGUUUCCCUCGCUUUAUAAAAGUACGAGAUGAUAAAACGCCUGAAGAUGCUACCACUAGUGAACAGAUUGCAGAAAUGUAUCAACGACAGUUCCAAGAAAGAGAAUAA
This is a messenger RNA of Ambispora gerdemannii, 2169 nucleotides long. Lineage: Eukaryota; Fungi; Glomeromycota; Glomeromycetes; Archaeosporales; Ambisporaceae. The record is from the annotation of a GenBank genome assembly.